Molecule: messenger RNA, 1731 nt
Organism: Oryzias latipes (Japanese medaka)
Lineage: Eukaryota; Metazoa; Chordata; Actinopteri; Beloniformes; Adrianichthyidae
Gene: trmt61b
Product: tRNA methyltransferase 61B
Biological process (GO): tRNA methylation
Cellular component (GO): mitochondrion; tRNA (m1A) methyltransferase complex
Molecular function (GO): tRNA (adenine(58)-N1)-methyltransferase activity
Source: RefSeq, a predicted model, not a curated record
CAUUGAUGACGUGUACACACGUGCUGGAUCCGUGGGAUUCCCUAUCAGGAGUGACCUCCGUCUCUUCUGCAGUAAGCAGUGAGUUUGGUAAAUAAACGAGGAACAUCUAUGUUUUAAUGCUCAAGUGUAAGUUAAGUUUCCUCAAAAUUCAUGGGAUAAUAAAGAAAAGCGGACUGCUUUUUAAUUAAACUGUGUAUGGAAAAAAUGCUUCUCAGACUCCCCUGUGUGCACAGACUGGUAUCAGACUGCAUAUGGACUCCAUCCCACAAUACACAAAGAGUUUCGCUUUUAAGGAAAAGCUGCAGGAUUGCUCAGCGGUUCUCCACUGCCUCAGGGAGGUGCAGCUCCAAUGAGGGGCAGAACUCGGGUGCCCCUCCCCCUGGUUCUGAGCUGGCAUCUAGGCAGUCUUUGCUGUCCAGGAGGAGGCGACAGCUGUCCCCACUGGAGAGGAUCAGCAGCCUCCUGCCCCAGGAGGUCCUGAGUACGGAGGUGGAGCAGCUGAGAGAGCAGAUUCAGCAACAACAGCAUGAUGGAGACACAAACAUCCACAGGAAACGCUUCAUGCAAGAGCAAAGUGAAGCUGAGACAGUCCCCAAGCAGGAAGAUUUGGAAACCUAUGAGGCCGCAGAUGCAGCAGAGGUGCCAAACAUGCCACCUCACACGGAGGAGACAACAGACAGUCCUCCAGGGGCAUGCUGGCUUACUUUUGGGGAACUUCUCAUUGCCGAGUAUCGAAAGAACAGGCGAGUGGAGUUCAGAAAGAUGUUCCAGCUUCAGGCAGGCUCUCGGCUGCAGAGCAGCUGGGGGGUCAUCUUGCAUGAGGACAUAGCUGGACACCCUGCAGGCUGCUUCCUGAAAACCAGCAGGGGGGUUUCCAUCUUCAUACGCCGGGCCAGUCUAGAGGACUAUGUGCUGUACAUGAAGAGAGGGCCGGCAAUCGCUUACCCGAAGGACGCUGCAAACAUGCUGAUGAUGAUGGACGUCACAGAGGGAGACUGUGUGUUGGAGUCAGGCUCCGGGUCGGGAGCCAUGUCUCUGUUUCUGUCCAGAGCAGUGGGGUCAAAGGGUAGUGUUGUGAGUCUGGAGGUUAGGAAGGAUCAUCACAAAAGAGCCGUGUUAAACUACGAGCGCUGGAGGAAGUCGUGGAGUCUUCAUCGAGGGGAGCAGUGGCCGGACAAUGUGGAGUUUUACAACGCUGACCUCUGCACAGCCUCCCCCCUGCUCAGUGGCCACGCCUUUAAUGCGAUAGCUCUGGACAUGAUCCGUCCUCAUCUGGCGUUACCCACCGUUCUCCCACAUCUGUAUCCCGGAGCUGUGUGUGCCGUCUAUCUGGCUAAUAUAACACAGGUCAUAGACCUUCUGGAGGGUCUGCGGUGUUGUGGACUCCCCGUGUUGUGCGAGCGCGUCACAGAGAUGCCAGUACGGGACUGGCUGGUGGCCCCAGCCCUUCAGAAGGAUGGGCAGUUCCACACCAGACAAGCUCCACCCACAGAGGAAGAUGAGACCCACACAGAAGCAGAAGAUUCUGCGAAUGACGGCAGCAGUCCGGCCUUUGGCAGCGUCCCAUACAUCGCCAGACCUCAUCCUGAGCAGAUGAGUCACACAGCAUUCCUAGUGAAACUGAGGAAGUACACACAUUAGCCUCCAAUCCAGCAAGGAACUCCACUUAUUUAUGUAACUAAAUCAUUUGACUGGAAGCAAUCUGAAAAAUAAAAUACUUUUAAAAGCUUU